GGAAUCUUCGCUUAUUUGAAUCAUUUGACUCCAAAAUCCCGCCAAGAAAUAGUUCAAGUGCUUCUUGACGGGUUGAAACAUUUGGAGAACAAGGGCUACGAUUCCGUUGGAAUUGCCAUCGAUGGAAAAUCAGAGAAAGGAAUUGAUGUGAUCAAGAUUGCUGGUAAAUUAAGUUUGCUGGAAAAAAAGAUAAAAGAGUACAGUUUAUCAUCCGACCUGUCAAACCUGGUGACAAGGCACGUCGGCUUGGCUCACACCAGGUGGGCCACGCAUGGUGAACCUUCCAAUGCCAACGCCCACCCACACAGAUCUGAUCCAAAUGCUGAAUUUGUUGUGGUUCACAAUGGCAUCAUCACCAACUACAAAGACCUCAAAACUUUCCUGUUAUCGAAGGGAGCGACGUUUGAAAGCGAGACAGAUACAGAGGCCAUCGUGAAGUUGUUGAAGCACCUCUACGAUGCGAACAAACAACAACCUCCUUCCUUCUCUGAACUCGUUGAAGGAAUCCUGCCUCACCUGGAGGGAGCGUUUGCAUUGGUGUUUAAGAGCGUGCACUACCCUGGAGAGGUCGUUGUUUGUAGACGAGGCAGCCCGCUGGUGAUUGGUGUGAGGAGCAAGACGAGGCUGGCCACUGAUAGGUUUCCAAUCGUCUACAGCAAAGGCUCAAACCACUUUGCAUGCUUGACCUUGACCUACAACAAGCCAAACAAUGACCUUUCGACCCUGGCGCCCAUGGGGGAUAACAAGGAAAUCGAGUUCUUCAUCUCUUCUGAUGCUGGGGCCAUUGUGAGCCACACAUCUCAGGUGAUCUACCUGGAAGAUGGUGAUGUGGCAGCAGUGCGUGGAGGUCAACUGACCAUCCACCGCAUACAUGCUGACCACACCUCCUCUGGCAUGGCCACCAGUACUCAAGUGUCCGACCUCAAGAUGGAUAUACAACAUCAUUCUAAAGGUGGCUUUAGUUCAUUCCUGAAGAAGGAGAUAUAUGAGCAGCCAGAAUCUGUUGAGAACACGAUGCGGGGGAGGGUCAACUUUGAAAAUCAUCAGGUGACAUUGGGAGGUAUCAAGUCGUACAUUGCAGAGAUAGGCAGGUGCAGGAGGCUUCUCAUCAUCGCCUGUGGUACCAGCUUCCAUAGCGCCGUGGCUACUCGUCAGCUGAUCGAGGAGCUGACGGAACUGAGUGUCAUGGUGGACCUGGCUAGUGACUUCCUGGACAGGAACACUCCCAUCUUCAGGGAUGACGUAUGCAUCUUCCUUAGCCAAUCAGGUGAGACUGCAGACACGUUGCUGGCACUGAGGUACUGCAAGCAGCGAGGCGCUCUCGUCCUCGGAGUGACCAACACGGCGAGUAGCAGCAUCUGCAGGGAGUCGCACUGUGGCAUCCACAUCAACGCUGGACCUGAGAUUGGAGUGGCCAGUACCAAGGCUUACACGAGUCAGUACAUUGCUCUGGUCCUCUUUGCUCUGGUCAUGAGCCAGGAUCGUAUCAGUAAGACUCCGAGGAGGAAUGAAAUCAUUGAUGGACUCAAGAAGUUACCUGGACAGAUCUCAGAAGUCUUGAAAAUGGACGUCCAGAUAGAGCAGCUAGCGCGGGAACAUGUGGACAAGAAGAGUUUGUUGGUGAUGGGAAGAGGUUACAAUUACGCAACAUGUCUCGAAGGAGCGCUGAAAAUAAAGGAGCUGACGUACAUGCACUCGGAGGGCAUCAUGGCUGGCGAGCUGAAGCAUGGUCCUCUGGCGUUGGUCGAUAGUGACAUGCCUAUGAUCAUCAUCGCCACCAGGGAUCCUGUGUACCCUAAAUGCAUGAACGCCCUGCAGCAAGUUACCGCAAGACGCGGCCAGCCAAUAGUGAUAUGCAACGUGGGUGAUAAUGAGACGAUGAAGCAUGCACACAAAUCCUUGCAGGUGCCCCAACAGGUCGACUGUCUGCAGGGCAUCCUCACCAUCAUACCCAUGCAACUUCUUGCUCUACACAUCGCUGAGCUCAAGGGAUUAGAUGUAUGUUCGCCUUUGUGUUUGUCUUUUUGCUUGUCUGUUUUUGUUUGUCUGUCUGCUUGUUUGUUUGUUUGCUUGAUUGCUUCUUUAAAUGUUGGUUUGUUUGCUUGUUGUAUAUGUUUAAUGCUUAUUUGCUUGUUUUAUUCAAACUUUUUUUCUUUUUUUUCUUCCUUCAUAAUUGAGCAGCUCAUCAGAAAUGUUGUUUUGUUAAUUGAACAUUGUGCGAAUGUGUUCGUCUUGCUGCAUGCUUCAAACGACCAUCAAGUUUGA
This is a messenger RNA of Helobdella robusta, 2265 nucleotides long. RefSeq lists its product as hypothetical. Gene Ontology annotation, biological process: fructose 6-phosphate metabolic process; UDP-N-acetylglucosamine metabolic process; protein N-linked glycosylation. The record is from RefSeq and is a predicted model, not a curated record. The annotation marks the transcript as partial. Gene Ontology annotation, molecular function: L-glutamine:D-fructose-6-phosphate transaminase (isomerizing) activity; carbohydrate derivative binding. The transcript has 18 exons. Lineage: Eukaryota; Metazoa; Annelida; Clitellata; Rhynchobdellida; Glossiphoniidae.